AUGGCCAAGCUUACGUUCCCAGCCUAUGGAAGUAUCUAUUUUGCAAAUUCGGCUUUGCCAACAACAAACACUAAGCUUGAUCUUGGAAAAGGCUUCUGUUUAGGCCCGAGCUGCGGCCCACUAUAUUGGAAUUCGGCGGCCGGCGAGUCCGAGUUGUAUGGGCAGAAAAAUACAAACAAUGGUCCAUGGCCAAGUAUUGCAGAGUUUUGCGCUGGACUUAUCGAUACCGGACGCUCACGGAUACCCAAGUACGGAUCCUAUUAUCUUGGCCUUCCCUACCACGGAUCGCGUAGUGAACACAUAAAAUUAUUAGCAGAAACCGAAGCCAUCCUCACGCAACUGAUGCAUUUCCCUCCAAUCCUAGAAGCUGGCCUACCAACUCUUUUGCACCACGACCUUCGUAAAAGGAACAUUUACGUAUCCGAUCUGGAUCCCGCUGUCGUCACCGGCAUUAUCGACUGGCAGUCAACAAGCGUCGAGCCAGGCUCUAUGUACGCAAAUGAAAUUCCUGAUUUCACGACUUUCAACUCUGGGUCGCCAUUUUCGGCCGCGGCUGUCACGCAGAACCAACCACCUUUUCCAGAAUCUGACCAACAAUCGCGGGACCGCAAAGAUGCCAAGAUUUGCCACACAACAUAUGAGGGCUCUGGACCAGACGCUAUCGCGACCAUUCCUCCACGUGCAACUUCUUGGCGUGACAGUGCUACAUCAGUGCGACAGGAGCUCAUCAAUGUUUCGCAGAAAUGGCAGGAACUUGGCCUACCGGGCGAGUGUAGCUACUGGCCGAGUGAGGGGGAGCUGAAGGAGCACCAGAAGCACUACCAAGACUUUGAGACGGCACAAGAACUCAAAUCAAGGCUUAUGGACAUGCUCAACACGACCUCGGAUGGCUGGGUGCCAAACGACGCUGCGAAGCCUGCACUGGCAGCAAAUCUUGCUGCCCUCGAUGAGUGGAUGAAAUCCGCCGUGGAGUCAGGGGAUAUGAGUAGAGAGAAAGCGGAGGAACUGUGGCCUUUUAACGAGGCGUUACCGAUUUAA
Molecule: messenger RNA, 1038 nt
Organism: Venustampulla echinocandica
Lineage: Eukaryota; Fungi; Ascomycota; Leotiomycetes; Helotiales; Pleuroascaceae
Exons: 3
Coding region: 1-1038 (345 amino acids)
Cellular component (GO): mitochondrion
Source: RefSeq, a predicted model, not a curated record